Messenger RNA from Triticum dicoccoides, 1092 nucleotides. Its product is annotated as F-box protein At5g03100-like. Bases 1 to 1092 code for a protein of 363 amino acids. The record is from RefSeq and is a predicted model, not a curated record. Gene Ontology annotation, molecular function: protein binding. Lineage: Eukaryota; Viridiplantae; Streptophyta; Magnoliopsida; Poales; Poaceae. The transcript is spliced from 3 exons.
AUGUGUGCCUACCACUAUGAGCAGCGAGGUCUUCUGCUUGACGAAAUGCGCCGGAGCACCACCCAGCGCCCGGGGCCGCGCCGCGGCGCCGGCCUCAAGCCCGACCGCCUCAGCGCCCUCCUGGACGCGCUCCUGCACCACAUCAUGUCAUCCCUCAAGGCGUGGGAGGCGGUCCGCACCUGCGUGCUCGCGCGGCGGUGGCGCCACCUCUGGGCUUCCUCGCCCUGCGUCGACCUCCGCGUGAGCCACUCCUCCGGCCGCGACGCCGACUCGCCGGGGGAGUUCCGCCACUUCGUGCACCGCCUCUUCCUCCUGCGCGACGCGGCGGCGCCCGUGGGCACGCUCCGCCUGCGGUCCGGCGACGAGGACGCCGGCUACGACAAGAACGACGCCAAUGCGUGGAUCACGGCCGCCAUCAACCGCAACGCGCGGGUCAUCCAUCUCGCCGGGCAUCGCUCGGAGAUCGCAUCGUUGGACCGCGUGCGGUUCGUCUCCUGCCAUCUCAAGGUGCUGAAGCUGUCGUAUGCUAGGCUCGACGACAGGGUCCUCAAGCAGCUCUCUUCCAGCUGCAGGUCUUUGGAGGAGCUGGAUCUCAAGGAUUGCCUAGUGACGGGCGCCGGGAUUGUGUCUGCCUCUUUGAAGACUUUGAUCAUGCUCAAGUGCAAGACCAACUGUGCCUUCUCCGUCGCUGCUCCGAGCCUCCUAAUUCUGCGCGUCACCAUGCCUUACGUCCGAGUCCCAUCGUUCAAGAACUUGGGGUCACUGGUCACACGCAUUAUCAUACUGGAUGACUCUUUCUUGGGUGAUGACUUUGAACACAUCAGUGAUGAAGAUGACUGUGAUGAAACUACUGAUGAUGACGGGGGUGAUGGUGAUGAUAAUGAUUGGACAGAGAGCUCUAAGAUUCAUGAUGACUCUUCCUUGGGUGAUGAUUUUGGAUAUGAUCAUUUUAUAAGGUUUGGAUAUGGACAUACUUUUGCUGAAGAAAGUUACACGCAGGGUCGUUACAAGGAUAAUUUUGAUUAUGGCAGCUUUCCAGUAAAGAUGGUAACUAUGGUGGAAACAGAGAAUGCAAUGGCAGGAAGAUUUUAG